Messenger RNA from Pistacia vera, 748 nucleotides. Its product is annotated as protein PYRICULARIA ORYZAE RESISTANCE 21-like. Bases 38 to 748 code for a protein of 236 amino acids. The transcript is spliced from 3 exons. Gene Ontology annotation, molecular function: metal ion binding. The record is from RefSeq and is a predicted model, not a curated record. Lineage: Eukaryota; Viridiplantae; Streptophyta; Magnoliopsida; Sapindales; Anacardiaceae.
CAUUUAUUUGUUUGUUAAUAUAUAUCUUGAUUGUUUAAUGUUGCAGAAAGUUGUAAUAAUGAGGUUGAAGGUUGACCUUCAGUGUGAGAAGUGCUACAGGAAAGUGAAGAGUGUGCUGUGUAAAUUCCCUCAAAUACAAGACCAGGUGUAUGACGAGAAGCAGAACACAGUGACGAUCAAAGUGGUGUGCUGUAGUCCUGAGAAGAUCAAGCAAAAGAUUUGCUGCAAAGGUGGUGAUUCGAUCAAGAGUAUUGAAAUUGUACCUCCACCCAAGCCUAAAGAACCGGAGAAACCAAAAGAACCCGCCAAGCCUAAAGAACUUGAAAAGCCUAAAGAACCGGAGAAGCCAAAAGAACCUCCAAAGCCGAAAGAACCUGAAAAGUGUAAACCGGCACCGGCACCGGCACCCCCACCAGCACCAGCACCAGCGCCUGCACCGACACCCCCACCAGCACCAUCGCCCGCACCCCCACCCCCACCAGCACCCCCGCACCCGGCACCGUGCUUCCCACGAAACCUGGGUGCAACGUGUUGCAGGGAAUGCUACGAGGGGCGUGGAGGGGGGCCAUGUUACCAACUAGGUAACUAUGGACCGCCAAGAUAUUAUGACGGAUAUUGCGGGAGGCCAGUGUAUGAUAGCUGGGGUGGAGGUCGUGGUGGCGGUGGCUAUUGUUACAAAAUUAAUAGAUGUGAUUACUUUUGCGAAGAGAAUCCUAAUGCAGCUUGCAUAAUUUGUCGUUGUCUUUGA